Klebsormidium nitens is the source of this 1303-nucleotide messenger RNA. Lineage: Eukaryota; Viridiplantae; Streptophyta; Klebsormidiophyceae; Klebsormidiales; Klebsormidiaceae. The record is from the annotation of a GenBank genome assembly.
GAUGAGCCUUCGCAGUGUGGCACAUCAGCCGCAAUCUUGCUCACUUUCCACACUUCACUUUCUUCGGUGGCAAUUUCUCUGAGGUUUAGUGGCUUCCGUGUGCGUUUUAGUCCUCUUGCAGUAGAAUGACAGAGCCAAAAGCAGGCGGCUUUAGAGAAGCUGCAGGGCAGAUUGGUGUGGCUCAGGGCUUUCAGGUUGGCCGGCAAUUAAUGUCAACAGGAAUUGGUGUUCUGUUGUGGGGGCGCUUCCUAGUAUCAGUCUCAUCAUCUCACUUAGCCUUGUAGGAGCAAAUCAGAGCUGGCCCUUCAACUGAGUCGUCAUGGCAAGAGGCCGCCCUCAUGGCCGGUCCAAGUCUGACCACAAAGUUUGUCAGGCAGCUCGACAUGCGCGAGCUGCUGAGUACAGGGAGAGGAUCGCCAUCAGUGCUGAGCAGCAGGAGGCGCGGAUUGCGGCGGUUAACGCAGAGUGCAACGUGGAGGAUGCCCCUCGUAGGCGGCGGGGCCAGACGUCUAAGGAUCCAAAGACCAAGGCAUCAGCUGCUCGGGUGUCAGCACAUGGCCAUUCUUCCAAGGCAACUAGCUGUGGGAAAAAGAAAGCAAACAAGCGACUGGAACAUGCGCAUGGCAAAGCUGCACAAAGAGAUUUGCACAGUCUUCACUGCUACGCAUGCGGCGCCUCUGCAGAGUUUGGGCUGAGGGGAAGCAAGGAGGGGGGCAGCGUCAAGUACUCGUGCAGAGUGCACACCACGUCCAAUGGUUGCUUUCGAGUCGACCGAGACCGCGCAGCAUGGGUAGAGGACCAAGAGAUGCGCCGCCUGAGAGCGCAGGAAAGGAGAUUAAAAGAAGAGCUGCGAAACCUGGGAGGGACUUCGUAUGCCGCGGAACCAGCGGCAGAGCAACCCAGCGCUCCACCAUGUGCUUCCGCACCUUGGAGUGAGUUCCAGAGUACAAGGGAUUGUGUUUCGAUGCCAAUGAGCCGAUCGCUCAUAGUUACUCUCCUAAUGAUUGGUGCCAUAGAGAGCAAUCCUGGACCGCCCUUGCCCUCAGAAUUGGAAGAGAUUGCAAAUUGCAAAAGGAGUUGGCAGGAAGCUGACCCGCACAUCAGCUCCACGCUGCUGGCUCACCUGGCACAGCAGAAGGUCAACUUCGCACACUGGGAAAGAUCGUCUCGUGAAGACCGCUUGGAAGACAUACGCGAACUGAAGAAGGCGUUUGAGGCAGAGGACGGAGGCAGAUGGGCACCGGGCUGGACUACGUUCCUUAGAGAGGCUCGGGGUAAGCAGGUUCUUCUGUUUGAUGAGUAG